UACACACAGUAAAGACAAUUGAAGUGUGGUCUGUUUGUUGUACCACAUAACCUCUCAAAAAUACGGUCCACCCAGUAGUUCAUCAAGUGAAAUUGGAACUUUCUUCUAUAGUUAUGGCUGAGGAAUUGCAUAAAAAACUGCAGCAGGAGGUGGAAAACUUCCAAGCUCUUCAAAAACAGUAUCAGAAGACUUUAUCAGUUCGUCAGCAGCUUGGUGGUCAACUCUUCGAAAAUGAAACUGUGAAAACGGAGUUGGACCUAGUUAAAAAGGAUCAAGAAGUUUACAAGUUAAUAGGUCCUGUUCUAAUCAAACAAGAUAUUGAAGAGGCUCUCCAGAACGUGAAUAAGCGUAUGGAUUACAUCAAGGGAGAACUAAAACGAGUGGAUGACACUAUCACAGAUAUGGAGAAGAAACAGGACAGCCAACGAGAUGUGUUGAAUAAGCUGCAACAGCAGUACCAGAAAGCGCAACUGGUAGCCGCCACUAAGAAUUAAACUUUGUGACAUUGGAAAGGCAUUAUGUAUGAGGUAUCUGUGAUUCACCCAUUAAUCAUUUCCUUGGAAAACAGAAAAUUCAAAAUCCAAAGCAAGCAAACAUAUGUAAAGCUUUCACUUUUGGUUGGUCACAAGUCUUUUUUCAUUAGAUGGUUGUACCUUCUUGCUUACUGAAGUAAUUGUUGAAACAUUCAUAAGAAUUACUGUGUCAUUUCUUUUUCAUUGAAGUUCUAGAGUGUUUAUUCCUAACAUCUUAACAAGAAUUGUCUCCAUUUUAUUGACUAAAAUGCAUUUACCUGUUGUAGUUUGCUGUGAAAGGACGUGAAAGUAAGUUAUUCUGUGGCAUUGAAUUGUAAGAGAAAUGUGUAAAUUAAUAAGCAUAAUACAGCUUUUUUAUCUUAACUUAAAAUAUAUUUCUGAAAAUUA
Molecule: messenger RNA, 920 nt
Organism: Thrips palmi
Lineage: Eukaryota; Metazoa; Arthropoda; Insecta; Thysanoptera; Thripidae
Gene: Pfdn6
Product: prefoldin subunit 6
Exons: 4
Coding region: 114-494 (126 amino acids)
Biological process (GO): chaperone-mediated protein complex assembly; protein folding
Cellular component (GO): cytoplasm; prefoldin complex
Molecular function (GO): protein-folding chaperone binding
Source: RefSeq, a predicted model, not a curated record